Messenger RNA from Mytilus trossulus (common blue mussel), 1776 nucleotides. RefSeq lists its product as uncharacterized. The record is from RefSeq and is a predicted model, not a curated record. NCBI's taxonomy places the organism in Eukaryota, Metazoa, Mollusca, Bivalvia, Mytilida, Mytilidae. The transcript is spliced from 3 exons. The coding region runs from base 91 to 1776 and encodes 561 amino acids.
UGAUCCUACAUGAUAUUGUAUUUGUAAAAAAGUCUUUUCUUUUUCUUCCGGGAGACUUUACAUUUAGGAGAUUUCUUCGAUAAGAGUAAAAUGUAUAUCAACGUAGUCAUUCUUUGUAGCAUAUUUCAAGCUUAUGCCGUCACAGCGCAAAUAACAGAUAGGAAAUCAAGAGGAAAAGAAAAUGCCGUUUCAAACCUCAUACCAAAACCACGAUUCAGGCAUGAGUUAUUUCAAAUAAUUAAUAAAGACAUUUCUCUACCCCCUAAUGUCAUGCCGAAUGCUUUUGCCAACAACAGAAGAUCUCCUAUCUUAAGGAAUAGAGAUUUGCGGAAAGUACCAUUUAGAAAUCAAAAUCGCCUCGAAAAACAAAGAGGAUUCAAUACAAAUAUACAACAUAAACAAAUGAAUAAGUCAAAUCGAAAAAUGAAUUUGUCAAAAGUGGUCAAUUCGAGACGAAUAAAGAAAAGAAAUCGUUCUAAGGGGAGUAAAGUAAUAGAAGGACCGAUUCCGAUUUUACGUAGGGAUGUCACUUUGCAACAACAACGCGUACUUCCGUUAACUUUCAGCUCACUCGGAAUUUUACCCACCAGUGUAAGUAUAGAGAAUCCGACCCCGGACAGCCGAAUUAGACUCGAUCGUACACUGGAAAGUAAUGUUCUUGGUCAAAGUCUGUUACCACUACAAAAUAACAACGUUGGACCUACAUUCCCGACACAGCCUAAUAAUGCCAGAAUAAACAUACCGGAAGGGUCAAGAUUUUUUAACACGCCACCUAUACAGCAGCCCCUAAAUCAGGAGAGAAGGGGACAAAAUGCAAACGUACGCAACGGAAAUUUUCAAGGAACUACCGAUAACCUUUUCGAACCUGAAUGGCCUCUACCAGUAUUUCGUCCGGAAGGAGUCCAGUUCCCCUUUUUAGAACCGGACCAAAAUAUCUUUCCAACACCACCAACGGUAAGGCAACAAUCGUUUGGUCUAUUUCCAUCACCAAGCCGACCACAGUUUAAUGGUUUGCAUUUCUUUGGAUCACCACUUCGACGAUUGCCUCCAAUUAUGCCAACUGUACCACUUUCGCUGAAUUACUUACCAUAUUUAAAUUAUGUGGAUAACAUACGUCUGGCAGAAAAUCUUGAUAUAGAUACACCAGACAAUGUUUUACCUAAUUCAUUUCCCACAAGACCACAUUUCACUCAAUUUUCACAAUUCAUGAGAACAAGAUUCGGAACUGUACCUAUUUUUCCUUUAAGCAGAGGAGUAAUUAUACCAUUUCCAAGGAGACGAAACAUACUUCCGUUACGAUCUAGAUCACGAUCAUUUCAAACGUCAACACCUUUUCAAUCACAAUUUACUAAUGUUAUAACAACGCCACCUAGCGUUCAGUCAAGUUCGCUUGUCCCGCCACCUAGCACUUUUUUCUUCAGAGAUGAAGACACGAGUCCUUUUUAUCAACAGCCAUUCUAUAAUCCUUACUAUUUGGACACAUUUGGUACAUUUUUAUCGGAUUUUAAAGAACCUCCAAGAAAUAUUACUAGAUCAGAAAAUGGACAAAUUGUGCGACCUUUUCGAAAAGAAAAGGCUGAACGAAUUAAGAUGUCAAGGUCACUUGGAACACACAAUGUAUUUGAAAAAGACAAAUUGCUAAAAAUGGAUUCCUUUCCUGAACGACAAAAGAGUUCUAAAGAUAAGAAAUUAAAGGUGAACGCGAUGUCUUACAGAAAAAUUAUACGUGAGUAUCAAUCAUUAAUAUGGAAGUUAGACUCAACAUCUGUCAUUUAA